AUGUCCGCCCACAUACACCUGCUUCUGGCUGCCCUCCCCAUUGGCCCGCUGCGUUUUGUCUUUCAGGCUCUUCCCCCAGUCCCUCCCAGAUGCCGUUGGACGUCCCUGCAGGUUAUAGCAGUAUCAUGGCUUCCUUAGCAACCGUGUCCCCCGUAUCCGAGACCAAGGAGGCUGGUGGGGAGCAGGUAGAGUAUGUCUAUUGGGAGAACCUAAUAAAGUGGCCAUACUGGCUACAGAUAUAUUUUACAUGGCAUCCUGCACAUAACAGGCUGUGUGUACUUAUAUUAUAUUUCUUUUUAUUGUGUUAACUGUGUAUACAUUGUACCAGUACAUCAUGGUGCCUUAUUCUAAGAUGGUAAACUGUGUGUAUUUAUACCUAUUAUGGCAUAUAAGUGUAAUAUAUUACAGAAUAGAUUAUACUUGAACUUUAGCCUUAUAAUGUCACAAAAAGUAUGUUUAGGUUAUUCACUAUAUUAUUAUUAUUAUGUUAUUUAUAUAGUGGCAACAAAUUCCGUGGCGCAUUACAGUGAGUGGAACGAACAAACAUGUAAUUGUAAUCAGACAAAUUUGACGCACAGAAACAGAGGGGUUGAGGGCCCUGCUCAAUUAGCUUACAUGCUAGAGGGAGUGGGGUAAAAUGACACAAAAAGGUAAGGAUAGUAUUAGACUAUUGACAGUUGCAAGAGAGGAAUCAGUCGGGAGCUAAGUUUAAUUGAUACGCUUUUAGGACUAUAUAGUGAAAUGCAGGUUUGAGUUCAAAAUAGUAGUUUGCUUUUUUUUGGCAAAUUGUUCACGGUGCCUAGAGAGAUAUCAGCUAUGCCUCACUGAUGAUGUCUAACAAGGCUGAAACGGUCGUCUGGGGUUGCUGUGUCUCUCGUGCAGAGGGAACUUGCUGGCAUUUCGGAUCUGGACUGCCCGUAUAGGUGGGACCAGUCUGAUAUGUUUCAGAGAUGUUCUCUCUGUAAUGGCACAAGAUGAGCUAAAAUCAGCUUGCGAUUUAAGCGGGGACCCACCGAAGGGCAGGCUAUUUCAAUUGCUGUCCGUUCUCAGAAUACUCUUGUGACCCGUUUUUUUGCUAUCCAAAUUGUUCCAAUAUACUUAUUUUGUAAUAAAAUUUGCAGUUCUCUGAUGAAUUUCUGACAUCGUGAAUAAUGUCCAACACCGCAAUUUACAUUUAAAAUCCCAAUCAUUUAUAAAGUGUUGGCUUUACCCUUUCAUUGUCAUACAAUAGAAAGAAAUCACACACAGAAUUCACUGUAUCCACUUUUGGGUACACUAAGGGUACCGCCAACCCCUCUUAACAUAGAUAAAAUUACAUCAGAAAUGGGCAGCAGCAGAGGAUAACAUUUUCAGUCUUUAUUCAGGCAUAUAUUCCAAUAUAAAAUAACACAGUUGUCUUAUACUGGGAUAUAUGCCUAAAUAAAGUUUGGAAAUGUUGCUGCCACGUGUCCUCUGUUACUGCCUGUUCUUGAUUUCAUUUUAUCUAAAAUAAUGAAAUGCUCCAACAUAUUAAAUAAUUGUGCUUAAAUUAAAUCUUCGGUUUGAAUGAGCGGAGUUGGAAGUAGAAACAUAAUAAUCCCAUUCUGUUUGUAUCAUACACAAAAUUACAGUUAGUAAAACAGCAUUUAUAAAUUUUACAUGAAACUGGACUUUUUCUUGACUUCUGCUGCCUUGCCUCGGCCCAGAUUGUAAGUGUGCAAGUCCUCAGUCCUGGUCUAGCCUAGCACAUUAUUUUGAGGUUCGACUUUUCUAGCGAAUAUAGGCCUUAACACAUCUAAUUUUACAUUGGCAUAUAUGGUAGAUUUAGUCAAGAGUCAGUACAUUUUAGGUAUUCAAAAUUGCUUCCGACUUCAGACCUGAGAGGGUAGAGUGUGUGGGUACAGCUACUUUUUAUUGAAAAACCCGAGUAUAAACAGAAAGAAAAAGAGUCCUUUUUGCGCUUUAUGUUGUACUGGGUUGUUUUUUUGUUUUUUCACUAUAACAUUUUAACCGAUGUGGCAUUGUUUUGUUACAGGAUGAAAGCUGGUUUAGUGAAAAUAGUGAAAGGGAAAUUCAUGUUAAUAACUGGAAGACUAAGGCUGAUCAAGCAAAGAAAGCAGAGUUUUUUCGUGAAGCUGAAAAAUUUAAAAAUCAGUAAGUGUUAAUUCGACUUUUCUCCCACUCACUGAGUAACACAAGGAUAAAGUCUAUUUCUAGUGAGUCAGGCAUUGAAACCCUUUCGUCAAUCUCAACCAUACUGCAUAUGUAAUUACUUUUAAUAUCUUUAUUUUAAAUAGUUUGUCAUGCUUUUCAACUGUAUCCUAUAAUGUAAAAUGAGACAUUGCAGGGGUUAUUUAUAUAAAGUGUUAUGUUUAUGCAGUUUUUCAGGAGCUUUGGUUAUUUGUACCUACUUAGUAGACUUGGGCAUUUGUAUAAGUAAUGAAUACAAAUUACAAUGAAUGAAACGAAGAAUGAAUUGCUUGUUGGAUGACAUUUAGUUAGUUCUUUUUAUAUUACAAGGAAGAAGCUAACGACUCCACCCUUGUAAAAUUUAAAAUAGAAGCGGGAGCGGGAUUUUAAAUGUAAAUUGCAGUGUUGGACAUUAUUCACUAUGUCAGAAAUUCAUCCGAGAACUGCAAAUUUUAUUACAAAAUAAGAACAUUGGAACAAUUUGGAUAACAAAAAAACGUGUCGCAAGAGUAUUCUGAGCAUCCAGUGGCAUACUAAGGGGAGGGUGGUCGGCCCCGGGUGCCACUCACUAGGGGGAUGCCUGGGCGCAUUUUCAUGCCGCUUGCAGGAGUCUCCACGUCCAGUAGCAGCAUGUCCUUUGUUCUCACAAUCCACGAGAUCGUUAUUGCUAUGACAAACCGCGGCAACGCUCUCACGGAUCGCGAGAACAGAGGACAUGCUACUGCUGGAUGUGGAGACUGCUGGGCCCCUCUUCGCUGGGCAACCGUACUGUGCCACUGGACCACCAGGGAAUGUAGUGUGUCUCCCCUCCCUGGACACAGGUAGGGGAACGACGACACACACACACACUCACCUACACCACACUAUACACACACACAUAUACACACACACUGCAUACAGUAUACAUAUACUAUAGAAACACACACUGCAUACAAUAAACACACACACACACACACACACACUUAUACCUGUGUGUCUGUGUAUCUGUAUGUGUGUCUGUGUUUCUAUCUGCGUGUGUCUGUGCCUAUGUGUCUCUGUAAGUGUGUGUGUUUGUGUCUGUGUGUCAGUGUUUGUGUGUAUCUCUGCAUGACUGUGUUUCUAUGUAUCUGCAUAUGUAUACCUAUGUGUCUGUGUAUCUGUAUGUGCCAGCGUUUGCAUCUGUGUGUCUGUGUAUCUGUAUGUGCCAGUGUGUGCAUCUGUGUGUCUGUGUAUCUGUAUGUGCCAGUGUGUGCAUCUGUGUGUCUGUGUAUCUGCAUGUGUGCCAGUGUGUGUAUAUGUGCAUACAUCUCAGCAUUUCGCCCACACUGCACACAAAUACACCCUUGCAUUCAAAUAUCAACACUACAUAAAAACACACCACAUACCGUAUAUACUCUAGUAUAAGCAGACCCAAAUAUAAGCCGAGGCCCCUAAUUUUACCCCAAAAAACUGGGAAAACUUAUUGACUCGAGUAUAAGACUAGGGUGGGAAAUGCAGCUACUGGUAAAUUUCUAAAUAAAAUUAGAUCCUAAAAAAAUUAUAUUAAUUGAAUAUUUAUUUACAGUGUGUGUAUAUAAUGAGUGCAGUGUGUGUGUAUGAGUGCAGUGUGUAUGAGUGCAGUGUGUAUGAAUGCAGUGUGUGUAUGAGUGCAGUGUGUGUAUGAGUGCAGUGUGUGUGUGUGUGUGAUGCAGUGUGUGUUUGUGUUGCAGAGGCUUGGUGGGGGGUGGGCAUUUUUAUUAUUAUUUGUUUUAAUUAUUUUAAUAAUUUUUUUGUUUUAUUAAUAUUUUAUUAUUUUUUAUUUUAUUAUUAUUUAUAUUUUUAUAUUAUUAAUUUAUUUAGUUUUUUCGUCCCCCCUCCCUGCUUGAUACAUGGCAGGGAGGGGGGCUCUCCUUCCCUGGUGGUCCAUUGGCAGUUCUGUGGGGGGAGGAGGGGAGCUGGCAGGAAGUUGUUACUUACCUCUCCUGCAGCUCCUGUCAGCUCUCUCCUCCUCCGCGCCGGUCCGUGCAGCUCUUCUCUCAGCUCACACUGUAAGUCUCGCGAGAGCCGCACUAUGACCCCGCGGCUCUCGCGAGACUUACACUGGGAGCUGACCGAGGUGCUGACCGGACCGGCGCGGAGGAGGAGGGAGCUGACAGGAGCUGCAGGAGAGGUAAGCGCUCGCUGCCAGCCCCCAGUCUGUAUUAUGGCAAUGUAAUUUGCCAUAAUACAGACACUGACUCGAGUAUAAGCCGAGUUGGGGUUUUUCAGCACAAAAAAUGUAUACUCGGCUUAUACUCGAGUAUAUACGGUAUUCAAAAAACACACUACACAAAAAUGCCUGCCUGCAUUCAAAUGCCAACACUACACGCAACAUGCCCCUACAUCCACUCACACAUACUUCAUACAAAAACAUGCUUACAUUCAAACACAAAAACACUACUCACUGCUAAAUACAUUAAAAAAAAUGCAAACACUGCUCAUUGCUAAAUACAUUUAAAAAUGCUCCAGGUAUGCCCCUGCCACCAUCUACACUUUUGGUCUAUAGAAGGAAAUAUAACACCCAUAUUAGUACAAGUGAGGUUAAAUCCUCCCUCCUGCCACUUCCCACUGUACCGUGAGUAGGGGCAUUUCUACUGAACGAAAAAACAUAGAAAGACAAGUGGCUGGUCCACUACUGCUGCCCAAUCUGUAAUCCAAUAAAGAGGAUCUGGUUUAGGUACCCCAUGCCCCAUGAGGUUUGUGCUUUAUACAUAUUAAAAAAAGAGUGUUUGUUUUAAAUAUAUUUAAACCUGUGUUGUGUUUUGCAAUUGUUUGAUAUCCAUGAGAGUAUUAAAAAAAAAAAAUUAACAAAAGGUUAUAUAGGGAUCGACCCAUUAUCGUUCUGGUUGAUAUUAUUACCAAGAUUGCCAAUAUUAGUGGAGGGUACUGUACUUCGAGACCAUCUAGUAAUUCUGGGGAUGUUAUGUAGUAAAAUGCAGCUACAUGUGCCAUUAUUUCCCGAUCAGCACUUAAUACAUCAUUUCCAUUUGCUGCAUGCCAGAUAUUUGCUGCAUGCUGAUAAAUCUCUGCUAAGCAAUAGAGAUUAUUAUUUAAAGGGACACUCCGGUCACCAUAGCAACUUAAUAUAAAUGAAGUGGUUAUAGCAACAUAGAAUGUGACGACAAAUAAGAACCAUUCAGCCCACCUGGUCUGCCCAAUUUCCUAAAUACUUUAAUUAGUCCCUAGACUUAUCCAUAUCCUACUCAUGCUUAAACUCCCUCGCUGUGUUAACCUCUACCACUUCAGCUGGAAGGCUAUUCCAUGCGUCCACAACCCUCUCAGUAAAGUAAUACUUCCUGAAAUUAUUUUUAAACCUUUGCCCCUCUAAUUUAAAGUGAUUCUCCAGUGCCAGGAAAACAAACCCGUUUGCCUGGCACUAGAGGGAGGGGGAGACCUAAUGUGCAUGCGCAGCAAAGUUGCCUCCAUCGCCAAUCUCCAGGUCCCCCAGGUGGCAUCCAGCUUCUGAAUCUCAGUUACAGGAAGCGUGUUGUGCCACUGGGCAGGGGAACUGCUGAUUGGUCGGUAGCUCUGAUUGGCAUAAAGCAUCAGCAGACCACACUAGUCAAUUGGUAGCACCCCUGCCCAGCAGCACUCCGCACUUUCUGUAAUUGAAAUUUUGAAGUUGGAUGCAGACUGGGGGACCUGGAAAUUGCCACUGGAGGCACCAUUCGGGGUUAAACCAUCAGAGUUACUUAGAUGAGGUUGUUGUGGUGACUGGAGAGUCCCUUUAAUAAGCAUAUGUGUUUUUAAAUAGAUAAUCAAAAGAAAAGUUCAUGCAACACGUAGACACAAUUUUAGCAGCUUUACAGUAAUUAAGUUCUAUGAGAUGGUGAGCAAAGUAAACAUCUAGACCUUACUCAAAAAGCAUUCUCUGUUGUAUUUAGUCUUGUAAAUAAAUUGGGUUUGACUGUUGCUUUACUUCCUCUACUUCCAUUGCAAACUGUUUAUUUUUCUUUCUAGAAUUGCAAACUUUGAAAAAGACAAGAAUGACCAUCUCUAUAACAAGAAAAAUGACUUCAGGAUUGAAUAUAGUGUGCUUGAAGAAUAUGAGCAAAAGCAGGCAAAUAGCAGAAAAGCAGAAAGUAAGUCAGCAUUUUGUUCUCACUUCCUCGUCAACAUGUUUAAAAUAUUAAUAAGGAAAAGUUGUAAUGCUUGCUGGUGGAAUGCUGUUUUAAGUUGUAGACCAACUUCACCUGAUGUUCAGAUUUGAAAAUAUAUAUUUUUUAUUUGCAAUUAUUAAUAAACAUUUUAUUUUGCCACAUUUACCAUAAGAUGAAAAGUUCAACAUGCAUAUUUGCUUGUUAAAGACACACGCAGUGUAACAUAGCCAUUUAUUCUCAUUAAACUGGUUAUUGUACCCGAAGUUCCAUGACCCCAGUUCAAUGUUAAACCAUUUUUGAACAAUUUUACUCUGAAUGAGGUUCCCUGGCCAAUCAACAGACUGCUUUCAAUCCUAUACCAUUGCUGACAUGAAUUGGUAUAGCUAAGAGGGAGUUUAGUUCCACUGUAGCAAUGCAUCCAGUAGGGGCUGAGUAGAGACACCCUCAUUCACUAAUAGACUGUUUAAAAUGGUUUAACACUGAAACAUAGGCAAGUGCCAGGUGACUUUAGGCUCCAUAAUCACUGAGAUGAAAAAGUGGUGCAAAGGUCCAAAAGUGGGACAAUUAAGGAAACCAACAGACACAUACAAGUUUACAGCUUUGCACUACUUUCCAUAUUAAAACACAUUUUUUAAGAACUUUUGAAUAUCUUCUAAUAUAUGUAUCAGCCGAACCAGCCAUCUUAAUCUUAAUGCUGGAUUAAUCCACUCUUUUAUGUUACACUACAGUACCUAUACUCUAAGUAUAUUUGUCAUAACUUGUUAAUGGUAUCUUUAGAUGGAUAGUAAGAGGGUGAAAUAUCUGAUGGAAUGACUGGAUGAUGGGGAUUAUCUGAGGUUCAUUGAUGGGUGUAGCAUGGAUGUGGACAUAUUAAGAUGGUUUUCAGAAGAAUGACAAUGCGUCUUACUAGCAAUCAUAUAUAUGUGCUACUGUGUGUUUGAACAUUUAUUGUUAUAGUCCUAUUUUUUUUUUAUGGAGUGGUGCACUGUUAAACACUUUGAUAAAUGCUGGUAUAUUAACUCUUUUACUCCCUUGUUCUGUAGAAACUAAAACCAGGCAGCAGCUUACAAAAAUAGGCAAUAAUGUCAAGAGACUUCAGCGACAGCUAAAAGAUGUGAAACCUACUCCAGAAUGUAAGAAUAUUUUUGUCUCAUUUAUUUAUUUUUAUAUAUAUAUAUAUAUUAGUGUGUGUGUGCGUGUAUUUGAUGACCUUUAUGUUUUGCAGAAUGUUUUUAAGUAUAUAAUUUGAUACAUUUAGUGCUCUUGUUAUGAUGUCAGAGUUCACAUAUUGUGGCCUCAAUUUAUUAUUUUUGGACCAACUCUUCAAAUGAUUAAUCACCAGAGACUUUAAUAGUGACUUCUGUAGACAAAGUAUAUGGCAAGUUUAUCCAAAAAUAUUAAUUUGAAGCCUAUGUCAGUAAUAAGUUGGUGCCUGCUGAUAUUGCUGUCAGAGCAUAGUAUAUUUUUAUGACACCAACCUAUUUAACUAAUUGAAUUUCAAAGCAAAGGUAGGGUUGUAUAGUUAAAAAAAAAUUAAAAAAAAUAAAAUUAUAUAUAUAUAUAUAUAUAUAUAUAUAUUGCAUUUUAAGCAAUAUUAGCUAACGCUGCACAGAUAUAUAUUAAAGAGGUUACAAAAGAAAAGUGUAUUAUAGCGCUUACUAUUCUAUUCUAUUCACUCAAGGAUUCCCAAACCUUGUAUAUCGAUUGAACACACCAUGCCUAAAAAGUAAACCUAAUGUGCAAUCAGUGCAGUUGUAUAUACAUGAACAGGUAUAAAUACUCCCAAGUUAAUUAACCUCAAAGAGGAUAAAAAAUAAAAAAAAAACACAAAACCCUGAAAUAAUAGUGCAGUAUAUUUUGACAGUAUGCAGGUUUUGGUUAAAUAUGCAUAGAUUCAUAUAGCUCUCUAUAUAGAUUUCACCAAAACCUGCUUAUUGUCAAAAUAUACUGCACUUGGAGAUGCAGUAGAACCGAGGGCACGAUGUACCAUAUCUGGUGGCAGUGUGCGCAGCUUGGCCAAUACUGGACAGAAGUUCAUGGCCUAACAACACAUAACAAAAAGUGUUCUUCCCUUUACCCCAAAAAAUACUUGCUGUUGGACCUGCCAGCAGAGUUACCCCAAUACAAACUGAAAAUGAUUGUACAUAUCAUUCUAACGGCACAACAAUUAAUAGCCAGAAAAUGGAAGUGCCCUAUUCCUCCCAAAAAAAGAGGACUUACUCGGAGAUCUGCAUAAACAAUGGAUUUAUGAGACUGCCUAUACAUCGCUCUUCCCCCCCUCCACACUUUAUGAAAAAGAUUGGGAACUCUGGAGCACAUGGAGAUCGGGCACCUUGUGAACACUGUAAUUUCAAUGUAAUUCAUGUGAAGAGUGUAAGCCAACCUCUGACCUCACUGGCUGGGUACCGGAAGGGGGUCGACUAUACCUCAUCCCUUUGCCAUAUGAGAACCAUAGAAAAAAAGGAAGAAAAAACCCCAAAAAGGGAUGUCUUAUAUAAAGACCGCCCAGAGGGUAAAUACCCAGUCCAAUCUCAACAGUAGUGUAGUUGCCAAAAAAUAAAAAAUAAAAAAUCCUUUAUUGAAAUCUAUUAAAAAACCUGGGUAAUCAGUGAUGGACAGAAUAAUAUAGGGAGAAAUAUUUAUGGUAGGAACAAGGCUAAUCAAGAGCCAACCCUCACAAGAAGUGGAGAGGGGAUAGAAGGCAAUAUGUACCCCCAUACAUAACUCAGGUAACAAAGCAGUAGGAAAGAACAGGGAAAGGGAGAAACACACACUCCCAACCAAACAGUAGUGCUAUGCUAAUACCCUAUCUCCUAUAAAACACCUUCGUGGGUGUUCUAAUCUAAAUGCUGUCAUAACAUCUGAAGCCCCAGGUUACACACACAUACUAGAAAAACAUAAAUGAAAAGGUGCUCAGAGCAAAGUGCUCAAGAGAGUAUUAAAAACACAGAAGAACCCGACGUACGUUUCGGCGUGACCACACGCCGUCCUCAGGGGUAUCAGCAGUGAGCAAAAAACUGUCCGGGUGGUAAAUUUAUACCUUAAGCUCAUAAGUUUUAUUGUAAUCACCUGUGAUUGUGUCUAAAUUGCUCCGGUCCUCCUGCGAAUGGGGCUGUGGGGGUGUGGUGUAACACACCAUAGUGUCAGCCCACAUUUCUAUGUCAGAGGUAGCCAGAACAGAAAUCAGGUGAAAGGGAAUUAACCCUUUGAGUGCCCCGCCCAGGAACAGAUAUAAAUGGAUACUUACUAUAUCUAAAAGGCAGUAUCCAUAGCUUAACAAUUAACCCUUGGAAUGUCCAAAUUGUAUCAUAUAGGUCAAGUGUGUGGAUUGAUUCUUAUGGCUGUAUUGUGUAGCUUUAGUACAAUUAAAGAAACAACUUAUAACCGUUGUGAACCAGUAAGGGAUAAGUACAAUGGCUAUAUGGGCAGUCAUACACAGAAGCCGACAAUUCUUUUAUUGCCACUGUAAAUAGUAACCCAUUAGUUUAUGCAACACAAAACAGACCCCUAAACUCUUAGACCUAUAAUACAGGUAAAAUUAAUGGACAUAUGAACACCAAAUAUAAUAGAAAUAAAUAAAGAAUAUAUACAUAUAUACAGGCAUAACUUAAGAUACCAUUUAUUAUCAGAAUUAUUGCAGUACUUUAAAUAAACGGGGAAUAUGAAAACCCUUCAUUUAGCCCCAGGGGAGAUAGCGUUUUGAGAUGGCAAAUCCAAAACGCCUCUCUUUGUCUUAGUUUUAGGUCCCAGUUUCCUUUCCUAGGAGGCUGUGGUACAUGUUCAAGACCCAUGAACCGGAUGCCUGCCGAGGAGUGAUUGUGAUGUAGAUGUAAAUGCCUUGAGACAGGUGUUUCCAAACGUCUCUUGACAGAAUUUACAUGUUCACGUAUCCUUAGCCUGAAGUGGCGAAAAGUCUUGCCUACAUAUUUUAGGCCACAGGAGCAAGACAGUAGGUAAACUACUCCUGUUGUGUUACAAUUAAAGAAGGAACGUGGUUUGAAAUUCAUUAAGCCCUUGCUGUCAGAGGCCCUCUUGGUAAUAAACGGGCAUGCACUGCAGUGACCACAUUGGAAAGAACCCAUUGGUAGGUAUUUUUGAAAAUAACCUGACGGGGACGUAGUUGAGAGGUGACUAGGUGCUAGGAUAUCUCUCAAGUUUUUGCCCCUCCGUGCUGUAAUUGAAGGGAGUGAUGGCAGAAUUUCCUUCAGAUGCUUAUCUGAUUGGAGGAUAGGCCAGAAUUUUUGAAAGACAUUCAGCAUAGUGUCCCAUCCUGCAUCAUAUGUACCUAUGCAGCGUAUUUUAUUUUCCUCAGUCUUACGACCCCCAUCUGUAAUUAGGGUUUCCCGUUCAGUGUGGAUUGCCCUCAGAUAGGCUCUUUUCAGAACCCUAUUUGGGUAACCUUUGGCCUUAAACAUGUGACGCAGCUCAUUUGCUUUUAAUUUGAACUCCUCCAUCUUGGAGCAGUUUCGUCGAAGUCUCAAAUAUUGGCCUAUUGGGAUACCGGAUUUGAGUGAUAUGGGGUGAUGACUAGACCAGCAUAGCAGGUUAUUUGAGGCUGUCUUCUUUCUGUACAAGGUUGUUUCAAUUUUGCCUUCUUUAGAUACCUGUAGUGCUAGAUCUAGAAAGCAAAGGUUUUGACCCCCUACUUCACUAGUGAAUCGUAAGUUAAAAUCGUUGCUGUUCAGCAGACAUACAAAUUCUUUGAAUCUCUCUGAUGUAUCAAGCCAAAUCAAAAACACAUCAUCGAUGUAUCUUUUCCAAUAGAAGAUCUGAUUAGUGUAUGAUUUCAGCUUAGGAUCUGCCCUAAUACACCUUUCCCACCAGCCUAGAUGGAGAUUGGCAUAUGAGGGCGCACAAGACGUCCCCAUAGCUGUACCAGUGGUCUGGUGGAAGAUUUUGCCAUUGAACAGAAAGAUAUUACGAGUCAAAAUGAAUUCAAGUAAUUCCAUCACAAAAUUCACAUAAUGUUCAGGUAGGUCAGUUUCAAGAUUUAAUAGUUGACGGGUAUGUUUAAUACCUAGGUUAUGAGGAAUUGAGCUGUAAAGGGCCUCCACGUCAAGGCUACACAGGAUAGCGUUUGGAGGUGAAGUAAGGUUGGUCAAUAAAUGCAACAUUUGUUUAGUAUCUCUAAGGAAAGAUGGUAGCUUCUGUACUACUGGGGACAGAAUUUUAUCCACAUCCCUUUUUGGGUUUUUUUCUUCCUUUUUUUUCUACAAUUUCCAGGGUUACCCCCUUUUACCAGUCCAGGUGACCUCUAUACUCUGGAGGCUCGGCAGUGGGAUACGGGAGUGUCUUUUCCUCCCCUCCCACUUUCCAGCCUUUUGAGUUUCCUUUUUCUUGUCAUAUGAGAACCAUAUCGACGUUAAACGGAUGACAAGCUAUAGUAUCAUAUGGUAACAACCACUUUUAAUUCUCUGCCUAUACGAAAAGUGUUAUGUUGCUCAAGUGUAUCUAGUUGUACCCAAUUGUAUCUGAAUGUAUUCGCAACGCAUUGUACCAUGAAUGACCCGCCUUUCCCCCCUUUUCUGUUUCUGUACCCGUAUCCCUACCUUUUAAAUGAAAAAAGAAAUAAAAAAAAAUUCAAAUGGAAAAAAUAUAUGCUGCGCUAUUAUUUAAGUUUUAGUUUUUUUUGUUUGUUUGUUUUUCCUCUUUUUAGGUUAAUUAACGUAUAGUACAUCUACUGGUUCAUGUAUUUACGACUGCACAAAUUGCACUUUAAGGUUACCUUUUUGGCACGAUGUGUCCAAUCUUUUCUGAUUUAUUGAAGAGGGCUCUAUAUAUUACAGAUUGCCAGUUUGAAACACAUGAUUACAUUUGACUUUAAUGGAACCCUUCCACCCCUAUAACAGCUUAUUGGAACCUGGGUGGGAGCAAUGUCCAGGCGUCAUCUCACUGUUUGAAGUGGUUUAACACCAACGUUAAUCCAAAGUCCGACACAGCUUUGCCUAGUUUCCUUCCCCUUUGCCUACUACAUGAGGAAGGUUUAGCUUGGCAGCCACUGACUGAAAGCUUCAACCUGACACUCUCAGCUCAUCACACAGACUGUCCCUUCAGAAAAAUUGUACAUAAUGUUUCUUUAAAUGGAAGGUCAGUGAUAGGUUGAGACCUUCAGCUGAUGCUCUCAUUCUAUCACUGGCCACCAAAUAAAAUCAUCAUACCAUAGAGGAAGGAAGCCAGGUGGGCAGCUGUGUCAUGUGCCUGAGAACCAACUUCAACCUUAAACCAUUGUACAAGGAUUUAACUCCUGCCUGCAUAACAAGCUUAGUGAGCUGAAGUUGUUAUAGGAGUGGACUGUUCCCUUACGUAAUAAACAUAUGCAUGAUUGUAACAGUGAAUAUUAUUAAAAUGUGUAUUGUCUAGUGCAUGCUUUUUAUGUUUGUAUGUAAUUGUUGUUAAAACCCCUUUAGUACAUUUGACGUUUUCAGUAAGAAGAUAACUAUUUGCACUAUUUUUAAAAAAAUUUUUUUUUACAUCUAUGACUAGCAGAGGUUCGUAUUUUGUUCUUUUUAAAUUAUCCACACACCACCUUGCUUUCUGCAGUCCACUAAAUAAUACCCCAUCUUAAUUUUGUCACUGCACACCAUCACUCCCAGCAGUGGUGAUUCUUUUAAAUAACACUUGCUAUUGUAAAAUACACAGGACUGCAUCCUGAUAUGGGCGUAUAGGAAUGGUGCAGCAACAGUUUGUUGGUACGCAGUGCAGUUUAGAUAUUUUUAAAAAUAUACACUUGAUGAUAAAACAAUGCUUCCUAUCAGGUAAAACAAAUUAUGAGUCACAAAAACAUAAUCCAUAAAUGUUAACAUAUAAAUCAAAAGAAGGUUUGGGAGAUAACAACCAGAAAAGUUGUUUUAUGUUUUAUUUUAUAUAAGUGUAUACUGAAUGGAUAGCUCAGACUGGAAAUCACCCAAUGAAGUAUCUAUUAUUUUGCAUAAUUCAAAUUGGAACAUAAAGUGUUCCUACAGAUAAACAUGUUGUAUAGAAACCAUUGCACAACUGAAUUACUAUACAUAUGAUUGCAAUACACAAGUGAAGUCAAUGCUAUAUUUUUUUUUGCAAUUGUACAGUGUGUUGUUUGUUUUUUUUCAAUGUAAUGUAAAAAAGUAUUUUAUUGUAUUUAUCCUAUAGUUGUUGAGAAGCUCCGAGUAAUGGUGGAAGAAGUUGACAGUGCUAUAAUUGCCUUUAAAGAAGAACAGAGAAUCAUGUAGGUGUAGGGGUGUAUAUAUAUAUAUAUAUAUAUAUAUAUAUAUAUAUAUAUAUAUAUAAUUUUUUUUUUUUAUUAUUAUUUUUUUUUAUUUAUUUUUACAUGUGAACUGGAGAUUGCUAGGUUUCUUUAAAAACCUUUACUUAGAUAUAACUUUUAGCUGAAGAGCUUACUAACCUCAUUUUAAGUUCAUAGUCAUGCAAUGCUGAAAGAGGUCAGUACCAAUGUUACAUUGUUACAUAGAUAAACAAAAAAUAUUUAAAAAGGCAUCACAAGUUCUCUUGUAUUUGCUUUAAAAUGCAAAAUGCUUUUCCUGGAAGCUAAUAUGUAGCUGCACCAUCUGCAUGGCUCAAAGAUCCUUGCUUUGUGUGUCUGGAGUCAAAUUUUUUGACAAUUUAUUAAAGUGCAUAUUUCAGUAUAAAUUAAAAUAGAAAUGUAUCUGGGCUUAAUGGUAUGAAUACAUCGACAGGAAUUUCUGGGGGACCAAGUUAGGAGUGCUUAAAUGGAUAGUCGUAGCACCAAAACAACUUUAGCUUAAAGGGACACUCUGAACCCCUAAAGCAUUUUAGCCUGCUGCUUUAUGUAUGAAGAGUGUUCCCUCUUUUUCAUUUUACAAAAAGUGUACAUUUCAAUAGGAAUUGGCACUUUUAUAAAUUAACUGUGUUACACCCUGGCUUUCUAACAGACUACAUGUCCUGUUACUUCCUGGUUUGUUUAGUUCUAUGGAGCUAAACCUAAGAGGCAGGUAAUUGCCCAAAGCACCUGCCUUGCAAAGACCUCUCGUUGAGCUGCAUUGGCAAGUCUGUGAUUGGGCAGACACAGAACUCUGGGCUGGCUUAGAAGGGGAUGGCUUGCAAAGGCUGCAGACAAGAGAACUGCAGCUUUUGUAAAUUGUUUUUAGAUAAUAUAUCCUACCCCCCCCAAAGAUGCAUGCAUGAUGUGUGUGUGUGUGUGUGUGUGUGUGUGUGUGUAUAUAUAUAUAUAUAUAUAUAUAUAUAUAUGUAUAUGUAUACAAAAAGUUGAUGUAACAUAACUGUACGGUGAAUAAAAGUAGGAAGUGAUUGAAAAUGCAAUGAGUGCUCUCCUUUGUACUUUUAUAUAUAUAUGUAUAGAUUUUUGUUUAUUUUUUUUAAUGAAGUAUUUCAAAAUAUUAAAGGUUAAUCAUUUUGUUUAUUUCAAAGUGCAAAAUUAAAAUGCAGAUUAGUCUUCCCAGUAUGGUUUAAGUCUGACCCUUUUUUAUUAUCAGAAUUUGUACCACUUGUGGUUUAAAGUGGGCAUGAACCAGAUUAGCAUUGCACCAUUAACCAUCUCUUGGUAGAAGAUGAAGCCAGACCGUAGUUUUUGUAUCCAACUUUUGACCCUCACCGAAGCUUGGGAAGCAUCUGUUGAUUUUUCUGUCUGCAUUAUUAAAGCUCACAAGAUAAAUGACGUGUGCCUUUUGAUAUUAUAUUCACUUCCCCAAGUUUUUAAUAUCAUCAUAAAACCUAAACAGCAGUUGAAUGAGCUUUUUGAUCCAGAGUACAAAAUGAAUCACGUUUGCGUAAUGACAAAUUAAUGGGCUGCAUGAAAUUGAUAUAACAUUAUUGUUAUUUCAGUUAUGAGGAAUUAUUAAAGGAGGAAAAGUCUACCAUUGCUGAACUGAGUGCCUUGGAACGGAAAAUAGAGGCAUCCCAGAACACCGCCCCAGAGGUUUUCAAAGCACCCUCUGGGAAAGUGAUGUCAUGCAGCAAAAUCUCAAGUCAGCUUCCAGAAGAGGUAGAAAUAUUUGAAAAAUUUUUACAACAGUCUGGUGGCCGUGGAGGAGGAUGGGAUGAUUUUGACCAUCAAAGCUUUCUCAAAAUCUGGACCAAACACAAAGGCAAGCCUACUUAUUUAAAAGAAGCAAUGGAGUAUCUCCCUAGCCGGACAAGAGAGGAUGUCCAGCAACAUGAAACCUGGUACAAGGAGUUCCUCUUAUUAGAGGGGAAAAAAAGAGAGGUAAAAAACAUUGUAUGGGAAAACAUAUAUCUAUUUGAGUUGUUUUUAUUAUAUUUCAUAUGAUACAACGAUAUAGUUUCAUUCAUAAAAUCACUGUGAUAUCUAAUCAAAACUGAAUAGGUCUCUGUUGGAGAAGAAAUUCUUCCCCGGGGAUUAUUCACAGCUGAAUAUAAUUGUACAUCUUUGCUUUAAAGGACCACUCUAAGCACCCAGACCACUUCAGCUUAAUGAAGUGGUCUGGGUGCCAGGUCCCUCGAGGAUUAACCCUUUUUUUUUAUAAACAUAGCAGUUUCAGAGAAACUGCUAUGUUUAUAAAUGGGUUAAUCCAGCCUCUAAAGCCUCUAGUGGCUGUCUCAUUGAAAAUCACAGUGAGAAGACGCCAGCGUCCAUAGGAAAGCAUUAUGAAUGCUUUCCUAUGAGACUGGCUGAAUGCGCACGCAGCUCCUGCCGCGCAUGCGCAUUCAGCCGAAGGGAGGAUCGGAGGCGGAGAGGAGGAGGAGAGCUCCCCGCCAGGCGCUGGAAAAAAGGUAAGUUUUAACCCUUUCCUCGCCAACCAGCCCGGCGGGAGGGGGACCUUGAGGGUGGGGGCACCCUCAGGGCACUAUAGUGCCAGGAAAACGAGUAUGUUUUCCUGGCACUAUAGUGGUCCUUUAAUUGUAGACGUUGUUUCUUAAUAUAUUUGAUCAACUUGCAGAAUGUAUUUCUGUUCCUUCCUCAAAGUAUAUGCUGGACAUAUACUUAAAGUAUCUUGCUGGACAUAUACUUCCCCUUUUAGAGAACAGCUGUUCGUAGAUGCAACAGAACGCUUGGAUUAACAAAUAAAACUUACUUAAUAUUUUAUUCUGUAUUUAUAAAAGACUAUAACAGCUAUUUAGCAGUACACUAAAAAAAAUAGAAUUAGAUUUAAAAUAGCUAAUGCUUACGAAAUGGCGGCUGACUAUUAAAUGGCCGCUGCUUAUAAAAUGGUUGCCGAUUAUAAAAUCAUACCUAAUAGUCUCCAUAUUAAAUGCAGUUCCAUUUUAAGGGACAAUAGAGGCUACAGUUAAUCUCCCUGUUUUAAUUUCUUCUGAUGGAUCACAGCCCAUAUAGGAAGACUGUCCUAAAAUUGUAUUGUUGGUGGGUCCUUGAGGUUGAUUUAAAGAAAACCAUUCUAGAAAAGUUGUACAAAAUGUAUAUUCAGUUAUUGGUUAGUGUUCACAUUUUUAUUUGUAAGUGUAUAAUUUAUAAUUCUUUUAUGUUAAAAUCUAUGAUAAUGUUUUCAGUGUAUCAUGACUUAAAGGGACACUAUAGUCACCAGAACAACUACAGCUUAAUGUAGUUGUUCUGGUGAGUAUAUUCAUUGCCUGCAGGCAUUUUAAUGCAAACACUGCCUUUUUUGAGAAAAGGCAGUGUUUACGUUGCCCCUUAGGGACACCUCCAAGUGGCCACUCCUCAAAUGGCCACUGGAGGUGCUUCCUGGGGCAGUGCUGCACAGUAGGCAGCACUGCCGUUCAGCGGACGCUGAAUUUUCCUCAUAGGGAUGCAUUGAUUCCUCAUAGAGAUGCUUUGAUUUCCCUAUGGGAAAGCAUUGGAUUGGCUAAAAAUAGACAAUUUUGAUUGUCACCGAGGAGGUGAAUCAGGGGCAGAGCCAGCAUCGGUUGACCAGUAUGACGCUGGAAAUAAGGGGAGUUUUCACCUUUUCUAAGAGGACUGGGGGUGCAAGCCACCUAAAUGGUGGGUAAACACUAUAGGGUCAGGAAUACCUGUUUCUGUUCCAAACCCUAUAGUGUUCCUUUAAGUUUAUUUACUGUACAUUAUACGUGUUUACAACAAUCCUUUCAUUGUGUUUUUUGUUUGGCAUUUCAGGCUAUCCAAAAAUGGAAAGCUAAGAAACAUUUGGAAAAAGAGGAAAUGUCGAAGCUGCACGUCAAGCAGGAAUUGUCUGAGUUUGAUCGCCAUCAGCAAGAAGAAGCUCUGAGACAGAAACAGGAAGUGGAAAGGAGGAAACGACAGCAGGAAUUAGAAGCCUGGAAAAGAAAGAAAGAGAUAGAGGAAAUAACCAAACAUGAGAUGAAAAUAAAAGAAGAGGAGGAGCAACAAAGGAAACAGAGGAAGGAGUACCAACGUCAGCUGGAAGUGAAGCUCUUAGUGGAACAACAUGCACGAAAGAAAAAGGAGCAGGAGGCAUUUCUAAGACUGGAAAAAGAGAUGAGAGAAGAAGCGGAAAGAGAAGAGAAGAGGAGGAUGGCCUGUUUUCAGAUACAAAGAUUUCAAGAUAUGGUGAGUAUCUUCUCAAGGGUUUGCAUAAGAUUUUAUAGAGUGUUCAUAUUUGCUUUUAUUUUAUUUUAUUUGUUGUGUGAUUGAUUUUCAAGUGCUCAGCUAUAGGUCUAGUUAGGACCAGUGCAAGAAUGAUUGGCUACACAGAUGAAGAUGCAUUUUGCCUCCCACACCCUCAAAAAAUGCAUCUUCACCUGUGUGUCACAUAACUCCUCUCUUGAAUUUCUUACCCCCUGUGUGUUUUUUGUUUUGUUUUAUUUUUAAACCUCUUUUUAAUGUCUUACCCCUUUAGUGUAUCUUAUCCCCAUUUGUGUGUCUUACACCCCAUUGUGUGUCUCUUAUGGUUCCUAGUAGCUUUGUGUGUUUCUUACUUCCCUCCAACCCCUCUAUGUCUCUCCCUCUCCAGCUCAUUUGUGUGCCUAGAAUAUAUUUUAUUAAUUUUUAUUUUUUUUGGGUAUCUUAAGACUUUGAUAUUAGUUGUUAUUGUUUUUUUGUCACUGGCUGAGCUUGUUUAGUUUUAUUAUACAAAUAACUGCUUAGAUAAAAAAAAAAAAAAAUGUUGUAAAUGUCAUGUGUUGACUCUUGUUCCACUUAUUCUGUAGUAACGUGACUACUUAUCUGUUUUUUAAAGAAAGUUGUUUUGUUUUUUUUAAAGUCUAAAAAGAAAUGCAUAACUUUUGAUAAAAUCUAUUUGCUAGGACCAAAGGAAACUUGAGGAAAGAGCACAAAAAAACAAAGCACGAGAAGAAUUAGAAGCAGAAAAGGAGAGGAGGCUGGCAAAGUUAAAAGAAAAGGUACUCUGAUUUUUUUUUUCCAUUAUCUCAAAUACCAUUACACUCAAUUUUUUCAUUAGAGGCCAAUCUUUUCAUGGACUACAGGAUAAAACUUACAAGGAAAGGUUUAAAGGAACUUAACAUGUAUAGCUUGGAGGAAAGACGAGACAGGGGGGAUAUGAUAGAAACAUUUAAAUACAUAAAGGGAAUCAACACAGUAAAGGAGGAGACUAUAUUUAAAAGAAGAAAAACUACCACAACAAGAGGACAUAGUCUUAAAUUAGAGGGACAAAGGUUUAAAAAUAAUAUCAGGAAGUAUUACUUUACUGAGAGGGUAGUGGAUGCAUGGAAUAGCCUUCCAGCUCAAGUGGUAGAGGUUAACACAGUGAGGGAGUUUAAGCAUGCGUGGGAUAGGCAUAAGGCUAUCCUAACUAUAAGAUAAGGCCAUGGACUAAUGAAAGUGUUUGGAAAAUUGGGCAGACUAGAUGGGCUGAAUGGUUAUCUGCUGUCACAUUCUAUGUUUCUAUGUUUUGUUAUUUCAAACCUUAAUCCCUUAGUAAUAUCAUAAAUUUAGGGUAAAUUACAAUCUGUUGUUUGAAAGUUAUUGACAUCACCAUUGCGCUAUAAAGGAGCAGAUAUUUCCAAGAUUUUCUGUUUUCCAUGUCCUUAACCACAUAAGGACCACAUGACGGUCUAUGCUGUCAUGCAGUACAGGCUUUAAUGCCCAGUGAUGGCAUAGACCAUCAUGCAGUAAAAGUACCAGCAGAGGUUAAAUCCCUGCAGGUACCAAUGUACCCCAAUUGCACAUUUUGAUCCCCAUAAUAGAGGUUUGUUUUGUGUUUUUACCAUGCAAUUUUCCCCUACUGGAUGCUUCAAACUGAAGUAUGCAGGCUGAUCUGUGACACUUACUAUCUAGUUCCUGUGUACUGAUUACUUGUAAAACAAAAACAAAAAAAAACCCUCUUUUAUUGCUGUAACAGCGAGUGAAAUUUAUCAACUGACAGUUUCUGCUAAUUGGUUGGAGAUGUACUGCUGAUAGAGGCACACUCUUGCUUUUCACAUAUUUCCAACCUUUAUCUUUCAGUGGCAUUAAUACAUAAGGGCCAUUUUAUAUAACCGGAAAAACUGAUAUAUAUAUUUUUUUCAUUACUUUAUUUUACAGUUCAGCAUCACUUUACUGUUACCUAGUCUUUAUAUAGAAAAAAGUUUAGAUUUAUAAAUGUUCUGAAGUAAGCCAUAGAACGUCUUGGAAAUAUUUAAAUUAUUCGACUAUAACCACUUUUUGUCGUCUUAUUAAUAGGUCCAAGUUCACGUUGAAAGAGAUCCUGCUAGACUUUGUAAACUUACAAAAGGCUGGGAAGCACGUUGUAGAGAGAGUGGGCCAACAGAAGCGACUGGUCCUUCAUUACAUAUUCCACACCGGUGAGACCAAAUAUGAAUGUUGCCAUACACUACACUGAUACAUUUCUCAGUUUUUGUUUGUAUAUUUUCAUUCAGGUAAAAUAUUGUAAUUUGUUUUGUCUUCCAGGGCUGUGCCAACGUGGAGACAAGAUUUAUAGACUUGCCAGAACAAGAUUGUAGUUGCGCCAAAAGUACAAGUGUUUGUUUGUAGGGAUGUAAAUAUGUAACAAAUAA
Pelobates cultripes (western spadefoot toad) is the source of this 20108-nucleotide messenger RNA. NCBI's taxonomy places the organism in Eukaryota, Metazoa, Chordata, Amphibia, Anura, Pelobatidae. The record is from the annotation of a GenBank genome assembly.